AAAAGAAAGAUGAUGAUUUCCGCAGAACCAUGGACUUUUGGUCACGCUUGAUAGCGGGCACUUCCCUCGCCUCGCCGGCUGGGAACAAAGCUUCCGCGAACAACCCCGAAAAGCGUCUGGCACGGUUCAAGCGGGAAUACAGCCAGCUACUGUCAAUCUGGCGCGGGGCGGUCAGCCUCUCGAGGAGUUCCGAAGCGGCCGAGAACAUUCGACACUGUCUCCAGGACCUCACAUCUAUUCUCAGCGACGAGUCGAGACGGCCUCUACCGCACCCAUGCAUUACCUUUGCCUCAUCGAAGGAGAUCUAUAUUCCGAUAGGGAAGAUUGCUACGACAUCAUACAAUGAAGGGAUCAUUCGAGAGGCAGUGGCCCUAUUUGCGACUCUUAUCGAUAGUGAGGAGGAGGAUUUCGUGGAGAACGAGGUCUUCUCGAAGAGUCUGAUGAACCUAUUGAUCCGAAUUACCGGGGCAAAUAGCAUUCGAUUAGGCUCGGAUACUGAAGUCGAAGUGGUGGAACUAUCUUUCAAUAUCACGACGAAGAUCAGGCUGGACCCUGAGAUUCUGCCCGCUUGGUUUACAGCACAAGAUCAUGGAGAUGAUACGGAAGCAAGGAAAAGAGAUGCCCAUGCGAAGUUCACGGGGAAAACACAUAAAGAGGACUUUCCUUUGUUCUAUCUUUUGAUAGACUACAUACAUCAUGAGGGAAGGAUAGGAGAUUUUGCGAGGACGGGCCUUUUGUAUAUCAUCGAGGCUGCAUCAAACUCCGUGGCUUUGGAACAAUGGAUAGUUGAGAGCGACCUGGCAACGUUGAUGGCCACAGGUCUCGGGGCUUUGUAUAGCCAAUUGAGCCGGAAACUUGUCAUAGAUCAUCCCCCGGACCAGCUGCCUCCAAUUCUGGCUUUGUCGGAUUAUCAACAUCCGAAUACGACCUCGGAGAUCGUCAGUUCAGCUUCACCCGAGUUUCAAGGCCACAUGGAAACCUUUCUGUCACAUUUGGUUUUCUGGCAGGAUGUCCUCAAUCAUUGCAAGUCUGUUGAGGUCAAAUCGACGCUCCUGGAGCACUUUCAGGUCAUUUUUCUCCAGCAGUUACUAUACCCUUCACUUUUGGAGUCAUCCGAUGUUGAUGGGGGUUCAUCAGUGGCAGUCCUGACUUACCUUCGGAGAAUUCUAGAAGCGUUGGACCACCCUGACAUGAUUCAUCUUAUUUUACAUUACCUUCUUGCCUUACCAGACACAACCACGAAUUCUUCUACCUUGAUGACAUCUAUUAGCGCUGCAAGGAGGCAAAAAUCCAUGGACCUUGCAACGAUGAUGGCGUCUCAUGAGGAGUUAACAUCCACUCCCGCUCUGUUCAAUCUGGUUGAUCUUAUCCAAGGAAGCUUAAGGUCCCAGAGUCAACAGACUAUAUCUGUGACACUACAGCUCGUUUCUGUUAUUUUGAGACGGCAUCAUCGUUAUGCCGUAACAACACUUCUCUGGACAAGCCUGGUAAUGGAUGAUGGACCACAACGGACGAUCGGUGCUCACGAGAAGGAGAUGGACUUCUUACUUUCUUUGGCUGGAGACAUUGGUGGCGAUUUAAACUUUGACGAAGCUUAUGAAGAUCAUGUCAAAGAUAUCAUGGGCGUGUUGGAAAGCCACCUAUGCUCCAUGGGCCUUGUGGCACCAAAGUCAUCUGGUGGAACUACAAGAAUACCAGGAGCCCAAGCGACGAUUCCCGGUGCGCCUCGGGAUGUCCGGCCACACACACUGCGACCCGAAGACCCCAUGCUGAAAACCUUUGUUACAAUAUUGGGGACCUUUUUUACAAACUCUGUGGAGACUAAUCUAUCUCUUACUGGAGCAAUUGUCGAUUUAGCCACCUGUGGAUAUAUGCGUAUUGAUGGCUGGUUGCUCCCCGAUUUCUCGGAAUAUGUCUAUGAGGAGGACGAGAAGGAAGAAGAGGAGAAAAACGAGGAGAAAAACGAGGAGAUAAAAGAGGAGAAAAAAGACGCCGAAGAUGCUGGAGAUGCGUUUUUCGCCAGUCUUAGUGAUGAAAUCGAAAUCCAAGAGAGGGCCCAACUCAAAGCAUUGAAAAGGGCACGACGGGCCCCCAAAUUAACCGAAUCAAACAUUCCACCUCUCCUAUUACAGCUGAAAAUACUAGUCGAGCAAGUUACUACCUACCGCAAUGAAAUCCCACGCUUCGAUGAUCUCCUCCAACAACGAAGGGACGCCUUCCAAGCAGCGUCCUCUACAGCGGAUACACCGCCUCGAGUCCGUCAUGCCCCUCCCCGCUCUAGCUUCGAAUCGCCCUCCCGCUCCGCCUCACCUCCCCGGAACCCGUUCGACUCUCUCGCCCACCGAAUCUUCCCAGAACUCGGAACGCCCUCUCGCUCAGACUCACCUCGUGGUCGCCGAAGCCAAGAUCGCAGUAGUGGCCUCGGCGGCAACUACAGUUCCGCGACUCCUGCACGCAGCGCUGCUGGUCUUCCCCCGCCGCAAUUCCCCACGGGUCGCGAUGCCUCCUCUCGAAGUAGCUCAGAGGCCUUCUCAACGAGUCAUCUCGGAGAUUCGGAUGAUAGACUCGGAACCCUAGGCGUACCGGCUAGUCAAGCUGCAGCGUUCGCAGUUGUUGACCAAAGCAUCCUUGCCAGGAGAGUUGGUUUACCCACUAGGAAGGGGGAACUACAUCCCAUCCCAUUUCCUAAUCUGAGGGCUCUGGGAAGCCCUGAGGCGGAGGGGAAUACCGAGGCUAGCCCGCAGGAUACGGUGGAUGGGAGCGGUACUCCACCAUCUCCACGAUCUCCAGAUGGAGAGGGGAAGGAAGAGAAGGAUCUGGUGAGCGUCAGCCAUGUGCUGACGAACGUUAUUGUGUUGCAGGAAUUUCUGUUGGAGUUAGCAGCGAUGGUGCAGGUUAGAGCCGGGCUGUUUGAUGAGGUUAGGUUUGUUUAAUAGUCAAUGAUACCUUUUUGCGCUCACGGUGGUGGUUCUUGUUCAUAUGGGGGGGUGGCGGAUGGGAGAUGGGUUGAGAUGCCCAUAGCUCAUUGCACGCCGAGCCCUUCUGAAGCCGUCACCUGGCUUCUCACACUUUUCUCAACUCUGUAAAAUAUCGAUAUUGAUUUUGUAAUCGAAAAGGCCUUCUGAAGCCG
This is a messenger RNA of Amorphotheca resinae ATCC 22711, 3130 nucleotides long. RefSeq lists its product as hypothetical. The transcript has 4 exons. Lineage: Eukaryota; Fungi; Ascomycota; Leotiomycetes; Helotiales; Amorphothecaceae. The record is from RefSeq and is a predicted model, not a curated record. The coding region runs from base 30 to 2933 and encodes 967 amino acids.